Messenger RNA from Vombatus ursinus (common wombat), 1078 nucleotides. RefSeq names its product putative inactive cytochrome P450 2G1. Gene Ontology annotation, molecular function: oxidoreductase activity, acting on paired donors, with incorporation or reduction of molecular oxygen, reduced flavin or flavoprotein as one donor, and incorporation of one atom of oxygen; iron ion binding; heme binding. The record is from RefSeq and is a predicted model, not a curated record. NCBI's taxonomy places the organism in Eukaryota, Metazoa, Chordata, Mammalia, Diprotodontia, Vombatidae. Gene Ontology annotation, cellular component: cytoplasm; intracellular membrane-bounded organelle. Bases 335 to 952 code for a protein of 205 amino acids. Gene Ontology annotation, biological process: xenobiotic metabolic process. The transcript has 5 exons.
CCCUUUAGUGCAAACAUCCCCAAACGCUGAGGCCAAAGGCAACCCACAAGGCAUCCGCUUGACUUCCCUGUUCACAAAGUUCCAUAUUUUGGUGUGCAUGUGGCUUCUUCGGCUUUGAUAACACUGGGGUAUGUGCCUAGCAGCGAUGGGAUCUCUCUGGAAGAGUCUGAAUAUUUUAGCUAAUUUUUUAGUGGCGUAAUUUGAAGCUGCUUUCCAGAAUGGCUAGACCAGUUCCCCUCUCCGUUAACAGUGUAGUAACGUGCCUGUCCUCCUCGCCACGUUGACUAUUCCCACGUUUUUUCAUCUUUGCCAAUUUUCUGGGUGUGAGAAUCCCAUGACCUUUCCUCAGUCCUCAGACUUCGUGACCUUCCUGCAGUGCUCGACGAUGUUGCUGAUUCCCCUCCCGACGUACUCUCUCCUUCCUGGCUGUCUCUGCUGUGCCAAUGUCCAAGAGGAGAUUGAUCAAGUCAUUGGGCGACACAGACUCCCCAAGGUAGAGGACCGGAUGCAGAUGCCAUACACUGAUGCAGUCAUCCAUGAGAUCCAGAGGGUUACAGACAUUGUGCCCAUGGGUGUCCCUCACACAGUCACACGAGACACCCACUUCCGAGGUUACAUCCUGCCAAAGGGCACUGAUAUCUUCCCUCUCAUUGGCUCUGCUCUUCGAGAUCCUAAGUAUUUCUCAAAACCUGAAAUCUUCGAACCAAAGCAUUUUCUCGAUGAGCAGGGAUGCUUCAAGAAGAAUGAAGCCUUCGUGCCAUUUGCUUCUGGGAAACGUGUAUGUCUCGGGGAGGCCAUGGCCAGGAUGGAACUCUUCCUCUACUUCACAACCAUACUGCAGAGCUUCUCCCUCCAAUCUCUGGUUCCUGCCAGUGAGAUUGACAUCACCCCCAAGAUCUCCGGCUUUGGCAACAUCCCUCCCACCUAUAAACUUUGCAUUGUGGCCCAUUGAUGGGCUUCUUGGGGCAAGGUCCAGCAACUACCUGCUGCCUGCUCAUCCUGCUCACCCACCAUCCCUACCUUCUGUGGCCUCUCCCAAUAAAAUUUUUUUGAUGCCCCAUAACUGCUAGUGUCUUUU